This is a messenger RNA of Gastrolobium bilobum, 1372 nucleotides long. Its product is annotated as probable N-acetyltransferase HLS1. NCBI's taxonomy places the organism in Eukaryota, Viridiplantae, Streptophyta, Magnoliopsida, Fabales, Fabaceae. The transcript is spliced from 3 exons. The record is from RefSeq and is a predicted model, not a curated record. Bases 69 to 1340 code for a protein of 423 amino acids. Gene Ontology annotation, molecular function: acyltransferase activity, transferring groups other than amino-acyl groups.
AAGUGACUAGUCCCCCUUGUUUUUCUGCCAUUAUAGAUUAAGAAAGAUUGUGACUUGUUUUGUCAGAUAUGGGAGAAGAGUUUGCUAUGGUGGUUGUGAGUGUGAGAGAGUUCAACCCAAAUAAAGACAGAGAAAGAGUGGAAGGCGUUGAAAGAAUCUGUGAGGUUGGACCCAGUGGGAAGCUUUCCCUCUUCACUGACCUCCAAGGAGACCCAAUUUGCAGGGUCCGCAAUUCACCUACUUUCCUCAUGCUGGUAGCUGAGAUAGGUGAAGACAUAGUCGGAAUGAUAAGGGGUUGUAUCAAAACCGUUACAUGCGGAAAGAGGCUCUACAGACAAGGAAAAAACACCACCUUCACCCACACCAAUUCCACCACUAACAACAACAUUGAAACUAUUGAAGCCACUACCAAACAAGUCCCUGUGUACACAAAACUCGCCUACAUAUUAGGCCUCCGCGUUUCUCCUUCUCACAGGAGAAUGGGAAUAGGGUUGAAACUUGUGCAAGGAAUGGAGGAAUGGUUCAGAGAAAACGGAGCUGAGUACUCAUACAUAGCAACGGAAAAGGAUAACGUGGCAUCCGUUAAGCUCUUCAACGAAAAAUGCGGCUACUCAAAGUUCCGUACACCGUCGAUUCUUGUAAACCCUGUUUUCGCUCACCGAGUCAGGACCUCACCCAAGGUUACCGUUAUUCAGUUAACCCCAAAAGACGCUGAGUCACUCUACCGUAACCGAUUCGCCACCACCGAGUUCUUUCCCCGCGACAUUGACUCGGUCCUCAACAAUAACCUCAGCCUCGGCACUUUUCUCGCCGUCCCGACCGGCUCAUACCGGCCCGACACCUGGCCCGGUUCGGACCGGUUCCUUUCAGACCCACCGCAAUCCUGGGCCGUGGUCAGCGUUUGGAACUGCAAAGAUGUGUUCACGCUCGAGGUGAAGGGCGCGUCGCGCGUGAGGCGGGCUUUGGCUAAGACGACCCGGGUGCUGGACCGGGCUUUCCCUUGGCUUCGGUUGCCGUCGAUUCCAAACCUCUUCAGGCCGUUCGGGUUUCACUUUAUGUAUGGGCUUGGAGGGGAAGGCCCAGAGGGGUCGAAGAUGGUGAGUGCCCUUUGUGGGUUCGCGCAUAACCUCGCGAAGGACCGUGGGUGCGGGGUGGUUGCAACCGAAGUCUCGAGCCGCGAACCGCUCCGGUUCGGUAUACCGCACUGGAAGGUGCUAUCUUGUGAAGAGGAUUUAUGGUGCAUAAAGAGGCUUGGGGAAGAUUAUAGUGAUGGGUCGGUAGGGGAUUGGACCAAAUCUCCACCUGGAUUCUCAAUUUUUGUUGAUCCCAGAGAGUUCUAACUCUUAGCAUCAAACAUCAGCUAGAAAUUAGA